Messenger RNA from Drosophila navojoa, 884 nucleotides. It is a transcript of the gene Tim17b2, whose product is annotated as Translocase inner membrane 17. Gene Ontology annotation, cellular component: TIM23 mitochondrial import inner membrane translocase complex. The record is from RefSeq and is a predicted model, not a curated record. Gene Ontology annotation, molecular function: transmembrane protein transporter activity. NCBI's taxonomy places the organism in Eukaryota, Metazoa, Arthropoda, Insecta, Diptera, Drosophilidae. Gene Ontology annotation, biological process: protein import into mitochondrial matrix.
AGUUAUUAGUUCUCAGUUGGGCAGGCUUGGAAGUUUUUCUCAUUUAUUUAGUCUUUAGCAUAUUAAUUUACAUGCAAGUCCUGUAUUGAGGCCCCUCAAAAUCAUUUAACACAUAGAACAAUAUAAAAUUCGUAUAAAUUCAAUUUCGCAAGAGAAAGUCUUAUCGAUCGAUUGAUCGAUACCAAGUUUUGGCAAUUCGAAUAUGGAGGAAUAUUCACGUGAACCCUGCCCCUAUCGCAUUGUGGAUGACUCUGGCGGCGCUUUUGCCAUGGGCUCCAUUGGCGGUGGCAUCUUUCAAGCGCUGAAGGGAUUCAGAAAUGCUCCGCAGGGCCUAAGCCGUCGCCUGGCGGGCAGCAUGAUAGCUGUGAAGGCCCGUUCGCCCGUAAUAGCCGGCAAUUUCGCUGCCUGGGGCGGCAUGUUCAGCACCAUCGACUGCACCCUGGUCCACUUUAGGAAGAAGGAGGAUCCGUGGAACUCCAUUAUUAGCGGUGCGGCCACUGGUGGCAUUCUGGCAGCACGGAACGGUCUGGCCUCCAUGGCGGGCAGUGCUAUCAUUGGCGGCAUUCUGCUCUCCCUGAUCGAGGGCGUUGGCAUACUCCUGACGCGCAUCUCGGCCGAACAGUUUCGAAAUCCAGCGCCACCCAUGGACCCGCAAGAGGCCGGCGUUAACAUUCUGGAACCGGAUGCAUCCAAGGGAUUCGGUUUCGGCAGCCGUGCACCGAAUGUUAAUUCCUAAAUGAAAAUUUCUUGACAGUUGUAAACCUUGGACCUCCUACAUCCCGACAAAUGUGUGACCAAGCUAUCCCUCAAAAUUAUUUUUAACUUUUAAACCCAUUCGGUUAACGUAUAAUACACGAUGAUAUCUACAUCAGACGAAAAUUACA